This is a messenger RNA of Equus quagga, 1365 nucleotides long. RefSeq names its product gem nuclear organelle associated protein 8 (gene GEMIN8). Gene Ontology annotation, cellular component: SMN complex. NCBI's taxonomy places the organism in Eukaryota, Metazoa, Chordata, Mammalia, Perissodactyla, Equidae. The transcript is spliced from 6 exons. The record is from RefSeq and is a predicted model, not a curated record. Gene Ontology annotation, biological process: spliceosomal snRNP assembly. Bases 280 to 1083 code for a protein of 267 amino acids.
CCGGCGCGCCGUGGCCACGUGCCCGUACCAGAAGUCCGCUUCUAGUCGCCCCGGCAACAGGUCCUCCCACUCACGCCCUCUCAGUCUCCUCCCCGAAAGUAGGCCCCUGCUCGCCCACCGCCCAGGAUCCGCAAGCUGCGCGCCCACGAGCUCCACCAUCCCAUUAGAAGAAAAGUUGCUGUUCAGUCCACAAAGACGUGUGCCAUAAAAGAGUAGGAGACACUCCCAGGGAGUGGCAGUGCCCAUUUGGACUUUCACAGUCAGAGAUGGCAGCAAAGGAUGGAGGAGACCGAAGAAAUACAUCAGAAACCUAAAAGUAAAAGCACCACUGAGUGUGUUGCUAGCCAUCCUUUGUCGCAGGCACUGACGAGUGGGCCAAGCCAGCAGGCAGUAUCAUCGAAAGCUGCUGAGCCUUGGUCUGCUCAUCCAGUAUAUGCAAGAUACUGGCAACAUUAUCAGCAAGCGAUGGCUUGGAUGCACAGCCACCAGAACGCCUAUAGGAAAGCCGUAGAAUCUUAUUUCAGUUCCCCAUGGUACUUCCCUCCCGCAGCUCUUUCCCAAAGCUCUCAUGCUAACGAGGGUGGAUCUCCUCAGUCCUUCUAUGACCAUCAUUCAGCAUCCCAGGGCUCCGGAUGCAAUUAUUCACAUUCUAGAAGGUCUGGGCAGCAUCCGCAUGACAGCACAAGAGAAGACCAAACUUGGUCCGCAGAGGAGGAGGUGGAGACCGAGUCAGAUGGGGGUGUGGAAUGUGACGUGAGCAACAUGGAGAUCACGGAGGAGCUCCGCCAGUACUUCGCAGAGACCGAGAGGCACAGGGAAGAGCGCCGGCGGCAGCAGCAGCUGGAGGCAGCGCGCCUGGCCGAUUACGUGAACGCCGACCACGACCUGUGCUACAACCCGCGCCGCUCCGCGGAGCCCCCGGCCGAGAGGCCUGGCGAGCGGCGCCAGGCAGAGAUGAAGCGGCUGUACGGGGACAGCGCCGCCAAGAUCCAGGCCAUGGAGGCGGCGGUGCAGCUGAGCUUUGACAAGCACUGUGACAGGAAGCAGCCCAAAUACUGGCCUGUCAUUCCGCUGAAGUUCUGAGCCCGGGGCACUGGGUCCCCAGCCAUCACCCCCUGCCUCCGGAUUCACUCUCUUCAUCUCUCCUGUGCAUUUUCCCAGGAAAGAGAAAUGAGCAUGGUCACCAAAGUCCCAGUGGGCCCCUCGUGGUGGGGGGAGAGGUGACAUGUCAGCCACUUUGAAGUUGGCAGGACGUGUACUGUUCGAACCUGAGAGAUUGUCUUUUGACAUCUUUAUAAUUUCAUAUAAAUCGUACUGGGUUUUGAUGUCAAGAAUAGUGUUCAUUCAUUAAAGUUCUCACUUAGA